This is a messenger RNA of Myripristis murdjan (pinecone soldierfish), 1355 nucleotides long. RefSeq names its product methionyl aminopeptidase type 1D (mitochondrial) (gene metap1d). NCBI's taxonomy places the organism in Eukaryota, Metazoa, Chordata, Actinopteri, Holocentriformes, Holocentridae. The transcript has 10 exons. Gene Ontology annotation, biological process: proteolysis. Gene Ontology annotation, molecular function: metalloaminopeptidase activity. The record is from RefSeq and is a predicted model, not a curated record. Bases 133 to 1155 code for a protein of 340 amino acids.
AUACUUUGUUCGGCACUGGGCGAAGUUUGCCUCAAGUGCUUUCUGUCGGCGGUGCUGCCACGACAGGAGGUGAAGGUUAAAGAUGGAAAUAGGGAUGGGCUUCGUACCACGUGACUCUCGCCCAUAAACAAUAUGGCGGCGCCCUGUGCCGCAAGGAUAGCUGCAAGAGCAGGACUGAGAGGUUUCCUGCAGACAGUGUGUUGUCGAGGCAGCGCUGCUCCUCCCACCACGCUCCUGUCCCAGCAACACAGACGCUUCUUCUGGAAAAAGUGGAAGUCUUCUCAUUCUCACAGUGUAGUUCGCCCAGCUACUGUUAGGCCUGCCUACUCAGUGCCCAAGCACAUUGUGCGGCCUGACUAUGUCGGUAGUGGCGUGGUCCCAGAAUGGCCAGACUACAUAGAGAUCAAGGACCAAGAGCAGAUCGAGGGCCUUGCCAGAGCAUGCUGCCUAGCCAGGCAUGUGCUGCUACUAGCUGGACGCAGCUUGAGGGUUGGCAUGAUGACAGAUGAGAUAGACUUCAUCGUACACCAGGAGACAAUCAAACACAAUGCCUACCCCUCCCCCCUCAGUUAUGGGGGUUUCCCCAAGUCGGUCUGUACAUCGGUAAACAAUGUGGUAUGCCAUGGUAUACCUGACAGUCGGCAACUUCAGGAUGGGGAUAUUAUCAACAUAGAUGUGACUGUAUAUUUUGAGGGUUACCAUGGUGAUACCUCAGAAACCUUCUUGAUUGGUCAGGUGGAUGAGACUGGGCGACGACUGGUGGAAACAGCCAGGCGUUGUAGAGACGAGGCCAUCGCUGCCUGCAAGCCGGGCGCACAGCUCUGUGUUAUAGGAAACACUAUUAGUGAGAUAGCCCACGCCAAUGGCUUCCAAGUGUGUCCGUACUUUAUUGGACAUGGAAUAGGUUCCUACUUUCAUGGUCAUCCUGAGAUCUGGCACCAUGCUAAUGACAAUGACAUGACCAUGGACGAAGGGAUGGCUUUCACAAUAGAACCGAUUCUGAUGGAGGGGUCUCCGGAGUUUAGGAUCCUGAGGGAUAAGUGGACAGCGGUAUCUGCAGAUGAUAAAAGGUCAGCUCAGUUUGAACACACAGUGGUCAUCACGUCUUCUGGGGUGGAUAUUCUCACCAAACUGCCAGAGGAGAACAACCUGUAACCUGGAGGGAUCGCACUGCUGACCCCUAGUGCAUCUCCAUCAAAGAGGAGUAGAGGCACCCAUUUCAAUCAGACACUUACUGUUACUAGAGCUUAAACAGCAACUGGACACAUCAUUGUAAACAACUGCACCUUCUCUAUGUACUGUAUACAGUGUAAAAAGUCACUUAAAUAAUUAAAUUGCUCUUAUCUAAAUUUUAA